Messenger RNA from Parasteatoda tepidariorum (common house spider), 3132 nucleotides. RefSeq names its product protein BTG2. Gene Ontology annotation, biological process: negative regulation of cell population proliferation. Lineage: Eukaryota; Metazoa; Arthropoda; Arachnida; Araneae; Theridiidae. Gene Ontology annotation, cellular component: nucleus; cytoplasm. The record is from RefSeq and is a predicted model, not a curated record.
UUGAAUAUAAAGUUAGUUGUCAACCAAGCGUUCGUUUGAACAAGUCGCAUUGUGGAGUAGUUCGAAAGCGGGGCAAGCAGUCCCCUAGCUGAAAAAGGUUUAACAUCCGGAGUGUGUUUUUAACAUCUGUGGACAAAUUCUGUGAUAACAUAGCUUUUUGUAUCCAAACAUCUCUAGGAUUUUUAUUUUAAUUCCCAUCGACCAAAAUUCAUCAUAGUCAAAAAGUGCCACAUCAAAAAAAUACAACUCGACGCCAUAUUUGAUUUAUUAUUAUUAAAUUAAUCGGCCUAGUCAAACACAUUUCAAAUCACGGAUUCCCAGAAUCUGCAACUGUGGAGUGGUUUAUAUUAUAGUGAUUUUUUGACUUUUAACCAAUUUCAAAAAUGGAAAUCGAAAGUGCAUCGACUUUCCUAGCAAAUCUCCUGCGAUUGGAAAAUCGCCACAUCAAAAUCGCGCGAGUGGAAAUGUUUCGUAGAACUCUUGAAGAUCUACUCAGGCACCAUUAUCAACAUCAUUGGUUCCCAGAAAAACCGUGCAAAGGCUCAGGAUAUCGUUGUCUUCGGAUUAAUCACAAAAUGGACCCUCUAAUCGCAAAAGCUGGUGACGUGUGUGGUUUUAACGAAGCCGACCUACGUAAGCUACUACCUAACGAGCUUACGAUGUGGAUUGAUCCUCUGGAAGUUUCCUAUAGAAUUGGUGAGAACGGAAGCAUAUGUGUACUGUACGACGGAACAAAGAACCAGUUCUCUCCCGAUGUCACCAGGUACAACAACCAGUACAGCCCUAGUACCGACCAUCAGUACUCUCCGAUCUCAAUGAGGUACCCUGGUUGUAAGGAAAGUGCUCGUGGAACCAACUAUUGGGAUAGUUUCGUGUCAGAUUCCCGUAAUCGUGGCAUGGAACAAUUCGCAGCUUACGUCUCAGGCUAAAAAAUAGUUUUUUUUUUAAAAAAAAAUGGAGAAUCGGAAUUUUUUUUAAAAUUCCGAAUAUUAAAAAAUGAAAAAAAAAAAAUUAUUAAAAAAAAUGGGUUUUAAAUGUCCACACGUAUAUCUCCAGCCAAAAUACUAGGCGUUCUCUCUGCGAAUGCAAAAAAAUGUGAUCUUAUUUUUAUUUUUCCUCUACUUUAUUUGGAGUAUUUAAAAAAAAAUGGAUUAAAAAAAAAGGUAAAAAUAUUAUUCAUGUAUUAUAUAUCUUAAAAUUUAAAUAUUGCAAGCAAUCAUUGUUGUAAGUAGAUUUCAUUAUUUGUGUAUUUUUCAGAUUUUUUUUAAAUGGGGAAUUUUUUGUUUUUUUCGGGACCACCGGUCAUAUUAAUGAUUCCAUAAAUUUACCGUUGGCUUACCGUAAAUUACUAAAGUUUACCCUCUGCAUUAUAUCGACCGCCAACUCCAUGGUUACCUAGAAAAGGACUAGAAUUGACUUGUUUUUGUUUAUUUUUUUUAAUUAUUACCGUCCGAAAUUUUAUAUUUUGGACUAUUUUAGAACUACAGUAGUGAGAAAAUGGCGUGAUGUUAUAAAGCAAUUUCUGUGAUCAAUACAUGCCCACCUACCUGCAUCAAAAAUAAAAAUACAAAAGCUCUCUGUGUGAUGUUAAGGAGUUGAGCUUAUUUGUAUAAAGAAAUUUAAAUGUCAAAUCAGGCCAUUUUUAAUUUUUUUUUUCCUUCUCUCCUCACUUAUAUGCUUUAUCCAUAAUGUUUAAAUCUUAUUCUUCGCUGUCAUUAUUAUUUGUUGUUGAGCGACAAUGUAUUUUAAUUCAUUGUUCAUUAGUUUCAUUUAAGACUUUAUUUCCUAAUUAGUAAAAUUUGUAAAAAAAAAAAUUAUUUGCAUGAACCCGGUUAUUAUUAUCAAUUUUAUGCUUUCUCGGUAUAAAAUAUUUCUGCUAGUCUUCCUAAUAAAUUGAUAUGACAUGCUGCACAAAUAUUAUAUGUCAUAUUAUGUAAAGAGAAAAAAAAAUUCCUAAUGUUCUUUUUGUUAAAUAUGUAGUUAUAGCUUAUUAUGGUUUAUUACGACUCUUGAGUCCAAUAGCUAGCUAUUGCACAUUUAUCAAAAUUGAUUAUAAUUUAUGUCAUUUAAAUUAUGUAUUUUUAUCCUAUUAUGCAUGAGUGUGUAUACGCCCUCUUCAUAAUGAAUGAUUUUCGCUGUGCCACUACUCAUUAUCUUCUUGGAUGGUAAAAAAAUUUUACUAAGUCCUAUUUUUAAAGGCAUUGUAAUAUAUUUAAUUGUUGAAUAUUUACAGUACAAUUUUAAAUAUAUAUAUAUAUUAAAAAAAACAUCCAAGAAGAAUUAGCAUUUUUACGAUGUCAUUUAUUAUUAAGAUGUUGUGUACACAGUUUGUUGAUCAACAAGUUUUAUAAGAUCAGAUGAUUAUUAUUAUUUUUUUAAAGAUUGUUUUUUUUUUAAAAAAUGAAAUCUUUUAGAUUUAUUAAGUCUUUAAAAAUGAUUUUUUUAAAAUGAAAUCAAGAUUUAUUAAGUCUUUAAAAUGAUUUUUUAAAUGAAAUCUUUAAGAUUUAUUAAGUCAUUUAAAUGAUUUUCUUUAAAAAAUGAAAUCUUAAAGAUUUAUUAAGUCAUUAAAAAAGAUUUUAUUUUUUAAAAAAAUUUAAUCUUGAGAUUUACUAAGUCAUUAAAAUUAUAAUUUUUAUUGAAAUCUAAAAAAAAAUUUGUCAAGUCAGUAAAAUGAUUAUAAUUUUUUAAAAACCAUAUUUUUUUUAAUUUAUGUCAUUAUUAUUUUAAGAGACCUAAUGAUUUUAAUCCAUUAAAUUAUUAUUUUAAAAAAAUCAUUGUAAUUAAAUCUAUCCUAAAUCUUUUAAAUUAAUUUUUGUAAACAGUUGGUUUUAAUAUUUCACGAUUAUUUUAUUGCAUUUUUAAUUAUGAAUUAUUUUGUCAAAAUCUCUUAAAUACCUCACCAAGAAUCUUUAAGAUCAUUCUCUAUUGCUGUUUAUUAUUUUUAUUGCCAUUGCAUUAAACUACUGUAGGGUUUUACAAUUUCUAUCUUCUCUUCUGGGUUUUCAUUCAGCUGGCUGUCAUCUGUACAAGUCAUCCUGUACAAAAAUUUGUAAAAAGUUAUUUUAUGUCUGUACAGUGAUGUGAUAUAGAAGUUUUGUACAGUGACUUAAUAAAAAGUACAUGCAGCAUAAA